AUGGCUUCUCUAUCUGAAGAUGAUAUUUCUUGUCCUGUAUGUCAGGAAAUCUUCAAGAAUCCUGUUGUUUUAUCAUGUAGUCACAGUGUCUGUAAAGAGUGUCUUCAACAGUUCUGGAGAACCAAGGAAACUCAGGAGUGUCCCGUCUGCAGAAGAAGAUCAUCAAGAGAUCAGCCUCCAGUUAGUCUUGUGUUAAAAAACUUGUGUGAGUCGUUCCUGAAGGAGAGAAAUGAGGUUCGUUCAUCAGGAUCUGAGGAGAUCUGUAGUUUACACCGUGAGAAACUCAAACUCUUCUGUCUGGAGGACAAACAGCCGGUGUGUGUAGUGUGUAUGAAUUCACGGAAACAUGACAAUCAUAAAUUCAGACCCAUCGAUGAAGUGGUUUCAUCAUAUAAGGAAGAGCUCAAUACAGCAUUGAAGUCAUUACAAGAGACACUUCAACACAAUGAAGAAAUGAAAGGAGAGUUUGAGAGAACAGUUCAACACAUCAAGUCUCAAGCUGAGCACACAGAGCGUCAGAUUAAACAGCAGUUUGAGAAGCUUCAUCAGUUUCUCAGAGAUGAAGAAGAAGCUACAAUCACUGCACUGAGAGAGGAAGAGGAGCAGAAGAAGCAGAUGAUGAAGGAGAAGCUGGAGGAGAUGAACAGACACAUCUCAGCUCUUUCACACACAAUCAAAGACACGGAGGAGAAGAUGAGAGCCAGUGACGCCUGCUUUCUGAAGGAGUUUCCGGUCUCGAUGGAAAGAGUCCAGAUCUCAUCACAGCCGGAUCCACAGACUCCUUCUGGAGCUUUGAUUCAUGUGCCACGUUACUUGGGGAACCUGUCCUUCAGAGUCUGGAAGAAGAUACAGGACAUCGUCCAGAACACUCCUGUGAUUCUGGAUCCAAACACGGCUCAUCCAGAUCUCAUCGUGUCGGAUGAUCUGACCAGUGUGAGAUACAUCAGGAUCGAUCAACCUGUUCCUGAUAAUCCAGAGAGAUUUGACUGUGAUGAAUGUGUUCUGGGUUCAGAGGGUUUUAACUCAGGAACACACUGCUGGGAUGUGGAGGUUAAACACAGUAAAUACUGGAGUCUUGGAGUAACUACAGCAUCAAACCAGAGGAAGGGUUGGGGUUUCUUUAACACUGAUGUCUGGAGUGUGUGGUAUGAUCAGAUUGGUCUCUGGAGUUUUGUGUACGGACUGUCUCCAGAGUCUGGUGUUCGUGUUAAACGUAAUCUUGAUCGUGUGAGAGUGAAUCUGGACUAUGAGAGAGGAAAAGUGUCAUUCUCUGAUCCUGUAACUAACACACAUCUACACACAUUCACAACCUCCUUCACUCACACACUCUUCCCUUUCUUCUGUAAUUAUGAUUAUUCUUCUUCCUCUCUGAGGAUCUUAUCGAUCAGUAGUCAGUAAUCUUUAGCUCUGGAUCUUACUGCUUUCAUCUUUCAUCAUGUUUUAAUCACAUGAGUAAGAGAUAAGUUCUACAGUUAUACUUUGAUUACAGUUAGAUAACGUGAGAAACAUCUUAAUAGCGACCAUAACCAGGUGCUAACUUUCAUAUUUGUAAGUUUUUUAGUCUUUCUGCAAUAUUUCUCUCCCUGAUGAAUGAGUUUCAAUUAAAGACUCUUUAGAUAAUAAAGAGGUUUUUUUGGGGGGAGGGUGGGGGGGGGUAAAUGUCUUUUAUAAUAUUCACUUAUAUUGUAUGCUUAUGUGAAAAAGGAAGAUAACAGCAUCAAUGUUUAAAAUUUCUUGAAUUAUGAACAAAUAAAUUCAGUUUUAAGUUCUUGUCAGACUCAGACGAGGACACAGAGGA
Molecule: messenger RNA, 1798 nt
Organism: Carassius auratus (goldfish)
Lineage: Eukaryota; Metazoa; Chordata; Actinopteri; Cypriniformes; Cyprinidae
Product: zinc-binding protein A33-like
Exons: 6
Coding region: 1-1398 (465 amino acids)
Molecular function (GO): protein binding; zinc ion binding
Source: RefSeq, a predicted model, not a curated record